GAAUGUCAAAACCGGUCAAUUCACAGACUUUGGUUCACAGGGUUACACAGUCCAGAUUUGCUGCUUCAAAGAAGCAUUUGUCAGAAAAACUGACUCGUGGGUCUGCAGGAAUAAGGCACCAGGAUGUGUCAAGUACUAUGGUAAAAGAGGUACCCUGUACUCAAAACAGUGAAUUUGUUAAAGCUGCAGCUGGUGGAGAAACGGAAAUUGAUCCUGAAGUAUCCGUUAAAGGUUCUGGUUCAAAAUUGGAUGGUACUGGGCUUAGAGCUGAAGUGGAGGUUUUAGCCUCAAGGGAGCCUGCUGAUUGUAAUGUGUUUGUGAAUCCCAAGCACCUUAAUUUUGAUGACGUGGAAGAAUCCUGUAGGAAUGGAAGUUAUACUCCUGCUUUUAAAGAGGGAAUGCAGGGAAGAUCAUCAGAAAAAAGGUCUAUUUCCUUGAUGGAUGCUGAUGAUAUACUGGAAGAAGGAAUGACUGUCGAUUACCAAGAAAAUCAUAACUCGUCCCUGCCAAUGAAAUUUCUCGGGAAUCCGGAAGUUUCAGUCAAAGGGAAGGACCUCCUGAGUGGUUUAUCUGGAUCUCCUGCAGAAGAGGAUAGAAGUAUCUCGAAUGGAAACGCCAUCUCAUCAGUAAAGGAGACAUCUGAUGUUCAUAAUGAUGCAGUUGCUAAUAUGUUGCUAGAAAGUGGCAAUAGAGAGUCUCGGUGUGGAACCAUGGGAAGUGUAGAACAUAGUCCAAAGGCCAUACUAGAAUCUCAAGGCCUUUCACUUUCUCGGGUGGAUGUUGCAACAUCAAUUGUCAGUAGAAGUCCUGUUGAAGAAACGCCUCAAAACGAGGACCGCGACAUGAUUGAGAGCUCUGAAUCUUCACCUAAGGCACAGAUUAAAGAGGGUGAAUAUAGUGAUGAACUGAACGUAGUCAAACCUCCUGAUGCAAGUCCUUGUGAAGUGGAAGAGGGAAAAAUAGGCGAAUUUCAAAGCAAGGAAAGAGGCCUUGUUCUCUCCUCUGGUAGAAUUACAAAAUCUAGAUCAGACCAACAGGAGAGCUCUUUGAAUGUCAGUGGCUCAGCCAGUAAUGCCAGAAGAACUGGUUCUGUUGGCGUAUCACCUCGGCUGUCUAACCCUGCAAAUCAACCCUCGGAAUUGGUUAACUACUCUCAUAUCACUAAUGACUGUUUUCAAAAGAAGGAAGCAAAGGCAAGAGAUCACUUCAUUACGGAGGGUUCAUGCCCUCAGCAUAAACGAAGAAAGAUUGAGUGUAAAACAACUGAUGACCAGUCUGCUUCUUUGGGCUUGAGAGAACAGGGUUUUUACAAUGUCAGUAGAGAUUCUAUGUGUGGGAAAUUGGGAAGUGUAGAAGAUAGUCCAAAGGCUGUACUAGAAUCUCAAGGGCUUUCAAUUUCUCGGGAGGAUGUUGUGAAAUCAAUCGUCAGCAGAAGCUCAGUUGAAGAAACACAUCAAAAUGAGGAUCACCAUAUGAUAGAGUGGUCUGAAUCUUCACCUAAGGCACAGAUGACAGAGGGUAGAAUCAGCUUGGGAUGCAGGGAUACAAGUGGUAGCGCACCUUUCAUUUUCAUGGAUAAAGAGUUUGAAGCUUCAAUCCUAAGUUUGAUGAAGCAGACUGGUAUGAUGGAGGAAACAGGAUUAGCACAUCCACCAAGCAUUAUCAUUGAUUCAGGAAGUCAAUGCAUGGUAGAGACUACUGUUUCACUAACUCGUAAGGAUAAUCUUACAACAGGAAAUGCUGAACAUUUGACAUGCGCUGGAAGAGCAAUGCAGGAAAUGAGAUUUGAUCUUGGAGUUGGAUCUCCACAUGGCCAAUCCUUGGAUUUGAUUGGUUCGGAUGAUAGAAAGCCUGAGCUUGAGGGGUUCGUUAUGCAAACAGAUGAUGAACCAACAAGCAUUGCCGGAAAGGGAAUUAGCUUUGACGAAUGGAACCUUCCAAGCACUACAAUUGAACGUGCCAGCAUUCUGGAGCAUUUGUGCCAAUCUACUUGCAUGCAAACUCCAGUAGUGUGCUCUUCAGCUUCAAAUAAGUUGCACAAAAUUCCAAAUCUCUACCAAUCUGUUCCAAUUGGGCUUCUAGAGGGUGUGGAUAUGAGGACCAUGAAUGAUGUUGUCAAACAAUUAAAGGAUGGUUAUAGUUACUUGAAUGAGGAAGUUGGCCAAGCGUUUUAUGGAAGGUCCUAUUCUGAUUGCCUAUUAAAUCAUAGUGGUCAAUCUGGUUGGGAUACUAAGAAACCGUAUCUGUCUCCAGUUGGCAAACUCUGGGAUACAACUGGUUCAGGGACUAGUAGUUCAACGAAGCGAGGAAGCUUAAUUCUGGAGCUUCCCUGCAUUAGUGAAGAAAAUGAGAAUGCAGAUGAGGCAGCUGAUACCUUCCAAGAUGAAAGUGUUACAGAUGCAUUAAACAGGUCAAUACAGAGAGUACCACUUGCUGACAUUACUGAGAUUCCAAACCCUCCGGCAUCAGUUUCUAAAGCUGAACCAUAUGCAGAUAGACUUAGUCUAGAUUCCAUGAACACUGAAUUCAGCUUAACGGGCACUCAUAAGAACUUCAAACGGAAGCUUGGAAUCCAAAGCAGCAGCAAGAGAAGAUAUAACAAUAAGGAGAACCUGAGUAUGUCACGAGGAACAAACGAUAUUAAGAGGACCACUGGAUCACUUCAUAACAGGUUCAAUAAACCAAAAUUAUCUGGAAAAACCAGUCUGAGAAAAGGUGGUCCAAGUUUGUCAGAGCAGGAGCCGAAGCGUAACAAUAUUGUGUCCAGCAUGACUUCUUUCAUUCCACUUGUUCAACAGAAACAAGCAGCUGCAGUUGUAACAGGGAAGAGGGACGUCAAAGUGAAGGCCCUGGAGGCAGCUGAAGCUGCAAAGCGUCAGGCAGAAAAGAAAGAGAAUGAACGCAAGAUGAAGAAGGAAGCCUUGAAACUUGAGCGCUCAAGAAUGGAGCAGGAGAAUAUCAAGCAGUUGGAGUUGCAGAAGAAAAAGAAGGAAGAAGAGAGGAAGAAAAAGGAGGCAGAUAUGGCAUCAAAGAAGAGACAAAGGGAAGAGGAAGAAAGGAAGGAGAAGGAAAGAAAAAGAAUGCGUAUUGAAGCACGUAGAAACAAGAGAGAACAUGAAGACAAGGUACCUGCAGAAAAGGAUGGAAGAGGCCCUGGGGGUAAGGAAUAUAAGGAUGAAAUGGCAAGUAAGAAAAUGGAGGAAGAAAAGGGUUAUGACAAUAACAGAAAUAUUUCGGAGAAUAAGCCUAGUACUUCCAGGAUUUCAAUAAGCAAUGCUGGAAAAGAAAGUAUUGUCCACGAAGAGUUCCACGAGGCCUCGAGUAAUUAUGGAUAUAAAGCAGAGGUACUGAGCAAUUCAGACAGAGCAAUGAAGAAUUCAGUUGCCAUUACAAGUCAAGAACAGUCUUAUGACAUCUCUCCAUACAAAGAAUCAGAUGAUGAGAAUGACGAUGACGACAGUAUCAUACCAAAUAAUAAAUUUAUUCCUUCGUGGUCAAGUAAAAACUGCCUGGCUUUCGCUGCUUCUUCCCAGAAUAGAGCAGACCCAGAGACGAUCUUCCCCCUGGAAAGCUUUUGCUGCAUAUCUGAAGUCCUCUUGCCCCGAAAGCAUCAAUUGAACAACAGCGGAAUGUGUUAAUCUAUGUUCAGUUAUAUUCUUCAGUCACCUAGAAUAUGAGCUUUCGGUCAAGAAGAGAUUUUCAAAGUCUAUUUGUGAACAGUUUCUUGAGCAGGCGACACCCUUUCAAGCCGAAAUGUAGCUGAAAUGCGCAGAGCAUUUUUCUUAUGUAUGGGAUUCUGUCGUAAUUGUUAUGCCAGAUAAUUUGCAGAUUGAUUGUAGUUAAGAAGAGUAACAAGUUCCAUUGGCAGAAGGGCAAUCGCCUGAGCUACCGAGUAAUUUGGUCAGCAUCUCCUGCUGCUGCUGCAUUUUUUGGCACCAUACCUGGUUUUACUUUUAACCUCCCAAUCAUCUUCCUUAAGGAUGAAAUGUAUAUAUUUUCGUAUGGGCGUGUUGUAAGAUUAUGUAUAGCAUAUACAAAUUUAACCA
This is a messenger RNA of Pyrus x bretschneideri (Chinese white pear), 4046 nucleotides long. RefSeq lists its product as uncharacterized. Bases 3 to 3638 code for a protein of 1211 amino acids. NCBI's taxonomy places the organism in Eukaryota, Viridiplantae, Streptophyta, Magnoliopsida, Rosales, Rosaceae. The record is from RefSeq and is a predicted model, not a curated record. The transcript has 9 exons.